CGGCCUCGCUGUCACUCCCAGUGUUUACCUCGUCGCGCGAACACAUGUGUCAAAGUGCUUCCUUCGGGUGCAAGAAGCAGUUUUUCUGAAUUUCGGAGACCAAAAUUCAGCGAUUUGCCAAUUUGUGAUUGCCCAUCAAUCGAAACUAGUGAUGACCGAGCGUGAAACUGUACUGGCUGCAAUUACCGCCCAGGGCGACGUGGUUCGCAGUUUGAAGGCAGCCAAGGCGGAAAAAUCUAAGUGAGCAAACAUAAAGAGAUACGCUCAGCCUAAUUCCAACCUUCUAGAAAGCAUCAUUAACUGCGAUUAUGAUCAUUAAGUAUUCGGGAAUCUGACCUCAUAUACGAAAGGAGCUAAAUCGGAAUUUAAACUGCUUCACAUAACCAAAUACGCAGUUGAAGUAACAUGUUGAGCCAAAUACGUUCAAGGGGCACCGUCGCGAUAACCACACUUCAUAGAUCGCUCACCAGAAGCGCGAUCGCCGCUGGACGGUUCGAUCGUGCCAACUCUUCUUCGGCUAUCGAGGAUCGCCGAUUCAAAGCACUCGGCCAUGGCAAUUGUCGUUUCUGUACGUGCGCCAAUACGGCCCCGUUUCAGCUCAAAGCUAACGACAAAAUCUUCCACCAAAUCACUCAGAUCGAUGAGGAGGUCGCCAAGUUGUUGGCCCUCAAGGCCAAGCUACAGGACGAACCAGAGCGGGGUAACAAGAAUAUCACACUGAAAACGCCGAAAGGUACCCGGGACUAUGGCCCUGAGGCGAUGGCCCUCCGCCUGGACAUUCUGGAGCGAGUUAAAACCAUCUUCAAGAAGCACGGCGCCGAAACGAUCGACACGCCGGUGUUUGAGCUGAAGGAAGUCCUAACGGGAAAGUACGGCGAGGACAGCAAGCUGAUCUACGAUCUGAAGGAUCAGGGCGGCGAGAUCCUGGCACUGCGAUACGAUCUGACGGUUCCGUUUGCCAGAUUCGUCGGCAUGGGCAAUGUGUUCAACAUCCGGCGGUAUCACAUCGCCAAGGUUUACCGGAGGGAUAAUCCGGCCAUGACCCGGGGUAGGUACAGGGAGUUCUACCAGUGCGAUUUCGACAUUGCCGGAACGUACGAUCCGAUGCUGCCGGAUGCGGAGUGCGUGAAGGUCGUGACGGAGAUUCUGACCGAGCUGGAUAUCGGGGAGUUUGUGGUCAAGUUGAACCACCGGAAGCUGCUGGACGGAAUGUUCGAGGCUUGCGGGGUGCCAGCGGACAAGUUCCGGACGAUCUGUUCGUCUGUGGAUAAGCUGGACAAGACUCCCUGGGAGGAGGUACGGAAGGAGAUGAUGGACGAGAAGGGAUUGGAUGGGGAGAUCGCGGACAGAAUUGGGGAGUACGUUAGGAUGAAUGGCGGUGCGGAAUUGGUGGAUAAGCUGGCGGAGGAUGAGAAACUUAAGAACAUCAAAUCAGCAAUUGAAGGCAUCGAAGACAUGCGACUUCUGCUGCAAUAUUGUGAAAUUUUCGGACUCAAGGAUAAGAUCGUGUUCGACUUGAGUUUGGCCCGUGGACUGGAUUACUACACGGGAGUCAUCUACGAAGCGGUGCUGAAGGCAGAGCCUUUACCCGUAGAAAAUGGCAAGAAGGGCAAGGACAAGGAGGAGGAAGUCAGCGUCGGUUCGGUGGCAGGCGGCGGACGGUACGACAAUCUAGUGGGAAUGUUCAACCCGAAGCGAAAACAGGUUCCCUGCGUGGGUGUUUCGAUCGGUGUGGAGCGGAUCUUCUCGAUCCUGGAAGCCAAGAACCAGCAGAAGAAGAUCCGAACGACGGAGAUCGAGGCUUACGUGGCUUCGGCUCACAAGGGACUGCAUUUAAAGCGAAUGGAGGUGCUGAACAAGCUGUGGGAUGCCGGUAUUAAGGCGGAACACCCCUACAAGCAGAACCCGAAGCUGCUGGCCCAGUUGCAGUACUGUGAAGAGAACCAGAUUCCAUACGCAGUGGUCCUCGGCGAUGGGGAGCUGUCUCGGGGCGUCGUGAAGCUGAGAGAGAUUUCCAGUCGAAAAGAAGACGAAGUUCCCGUGGAAAAUCUGGCGGAGGAGAUCCGCAAGCGUUUGACGACGACGGUUUGAAGUUUCUAAUGUGUAGGGGGUCGAUUUGGUGUUCUUUAGGCUCGACAACAGGAAUUCCCAAGUGGGAAGACACUCGGGAUAGAGGUUGAUAGUUUGUGGCUAUGGUUAAGCAAUAAAUUGUUUUGUAUAUAAAUCAACGAUCAGAGGACUUGUGCAAGAAUUUGUUUCAAUCGGAGAAUCAUAUCUUGUUCUCUACGCUUUCUGACCGAGAAUUUCUCAAGUUCUCAUUAUUAUUUACGCAGGUAACCACUAAACGUAAACACCCAUGCAAUAAUUCGCAAAAGAAUAUUCUAAACAGCUGUUUUAUGACUUCUCAGCUUUUAUAUGAAUCAUUGACACGUUUACUGCUUUGUGGUUAUCAGUCUAAGAAAAAUUCGAAGAGUUUCUCUUCUAAGAUUUCGUUAUCAUAUCGUACUCCCGAGUUCUGACUUGAGAUUUCCUGUCGUUUGUUCAACCUCUUCUCAUCUAUUACAUUUUACAUUAUAGCAUGCACUUAGUUUGAUUCAAUUGAUCUAUCGUUUUCCGACUGCCUUUGAUAUCGCUGUGAAAGAAGUAGUAGUGAACCGUAUUAGAAAAGAGCUUGAAUCAAGUUGAAUGAUUGGUCAACCAUUUCGUACAUUCGCAUCCAAAUAUUUACCGAAGGUAAACUAGCUCUUGAACGUCCUACAUAAAACAACAAUAACUAGACAUAAAUUACGCGUCAUAUGUAUCUGCACUUUUAUAUCUACCUAAGUUUGAUAAAUUAUAAUUUGAGUUUUUAUCGCACUGACAA
Messenger RNA from Aedes aegypti (yellow fever mosquito), 2863 nucleotides. RefSeq names its product histidine--tRNA ligase, cytoplasmic (gene HisRS). Gene Ontology annotation, molecular function: histidine-tRNA ligase activity; ATP binding. Bases 406 to 2091 code for a protein of 561 amino acids. The transcript has 4 exons. Lineage: Eukaryota; Metazoa; Arthropoda; Insecta; Diptera; Culicidae. Gene Ontology annotation, biological process: mitochondrial translation; histidyl-tRNA aminoacylation. Gene Ontology annotation, cellular component: cytoplasm; mitochondrion. The record is from RefSeq and is a predicted model, not a curated record.